Messenger RNA from Cuscuta campestris, 947 nucleotides. NCBI's taxonomy places the organism in Eukaryota, Viridiplantae, Streptophyta, Magnoliopsida, Solanales, Convolvulaceae. The record is from the annotation of a GenBank genome assembly.
CACUUCGUUAAACAACCCUAUUUGAAAUUUCGUAUUUAUGGCUCAAAAUUCUCAAAAGAGUUCAAAGACAAUGUUUACUCCGAUUGCGGAACUGGACAACCGUCGGACAACAUGGAUGCACAUGUUAAGAGCUAUUUGGGUUUACUUUGUUCCGAGAGCAAAGCAAAGGGAAAAUGCCAAAAAACUUGAAUUCUCAUUCUUCAUGGCCAUGGCUUUCUUCCCCGAAACGAUUUCAUCAUUAAAUUCAAGCCCUCUCUUCUCCGCCAUUAUCACUCUCUACACUCUCCUCCUUCUAUAUCUUCCCUCCCUUUUCCGGGAUCUCCUUUUCUCCCCUGUCCUCCUUUCCGCCUCCGCCCUCCUCUUCUCCCUCCUCCGCCUCGGCGCCGCCCAGCGAAUCUACCGGGACGCCGCCGACAAGCAGCCGAUUCUCCCGUCUCCGGGUUCGGUUCAGAAUUCGGAUUCGGGGCAGGAGUUUAUCGAGUGGGAUGUGAGGGCCCCGCUGGAGGCGAUUCUUGAAGACGAAGAAGAAGAAGGUGGCGGAGAGGUUCAGAGGUAUGCUUCUCUGUUGCUCCAUUAUCCGGAUUCGGAUUCGGGUUCUUCGUCGGAAGGGGAAUUUCCGGUUGGCAGAGGGUGGGAUUAUCCAUCGACGGAGAGGAAUUGUUGCUGGUGGGAUGAGGAGGAGGAAAGAGACGAGCUGAUUGAGAUAUCGUUGGACGGGAAGACGGGUUUUAGUGAGCCGGAAGAAGACAAUUUGAUCGAGAUCGACCUUUUCCCCGGCAAGUGAUUGGAUUUCCGGCGAGGGGGUCGUUCCCUUCCAGAUUAUGUUUUGGAUGUAUCAUGUAUACUUCCUCUCCAACUUGAGAGGUUUAUUACUUUACCCUGUAUUUUGUAUCAACAUUUGAUAUUUUUCAAUAUUAACAAAAAUUUAAUAAUACAACCAUUAUUUG